Molecule: messenger RNA, 9230 nt
Organism: Platichthys flesus (European flounder)
Lineage: Eukaryota; Metazoa; Chordata; Actinopteri; Pleuronectiformes; Pleuronectidae
Gene: dysf
Product: dysferlin, limb girdle muscular dystrophy 2B (autosomal recessive)
Exons: 56
Coding region: 406-6747 (2113 amino acids)
Biological process (GO): vesicle fusion; negative regulation of phagocytosis; macrophage activation involved in immune response
Cellular component (GO): cytoplasmic vesicle; T-tubule; membrane
Molecular function (GO): calcium-dependent phospholipid binding; calcium ion binding
Source: RefSeq, a predicted model, not a curated record
GGGAGAAGGACGCGUCUCCUCUGCGGACAAAGAGCUUUUAUUUUGUAGUUUUAGGACCUAGCUGGUGUGAGACAAAGCAGGGGACACGUUCAUCUGUGGAUUACGAUGCUGAGACGACUCGAGGACUUUUAAGUUCUUUAAGAUUUCACUGGAGAAAACAGAUUUCAAGCAGUUUAUCAUUUUUUUAAAAGCACCAAUAUUCUCCUUUGUUGGUCUGCUGAAGGCGUUUUGCCCCCUGGUGGUCUGUGGUUGUACAGUUUUUGGUCGUCUCUGGUUAUUAGCUCCCCCCGGUCAUGUAACCUACCCCCCCGCUCGCCCUGGACCUCUCCUGGUGAACCCAGUCGCCUGGACCGGUUAUUUCAGCCCUGCAGGUUUCAGUCUGUGGACUCACCCGAGGGUUCGGCCAUGCUGCGUUGUGUCCUGCAGCGAGCCAACAACCUGAGGCACUCGGACCCGCUGGCCGGUGUCAGCUUCAGAGGGUCCAAGAAGAAGACGAAGGUCAUCAAGAACAACUCGAAUCCCGUCUGGAACGAGGGCUUCGAGUGGGACCUGAAGGGGAUUCCUCUGGACUCUGGAUCCGAGCUGCACUGUGUCGUCAAAGACCAUGAGAAGAUGGGGAGGAACAGGUUCCUGGGAGAAUGUCGACUCGCUCUCAGAGACGUGAUGAACUCUCCCAGCCUCGCCGCCUCUUUCACCAUCUCCCUGCUGGACACCAAGAGAAACAACACGGGGGCCACGCUGACCCUCCAGGUUUCCUACGUCCCUCCUCCAGGAUCGCUCCCCCUCUUCCAGCCUCCUCCCCAGCCUGAGGCCUAUUCCCACAACAACCCCAGCGUGGAGCUGGACACUGUCACAAUGAUUUCUCUGGACACGCUGGGUGAGGAGGACACGGAGAGUUUGAUGAUGCUGGAGCCUCCAGAGGACCAGGGGCAGGACGACAGGCGGUCCAUGAUCAUCGUGGGCCCUCAGGGGCUCCCGGGAAAAGAGUCCCCCCCCAACCACACCCCCAAGCGGUCGCCUCCGUCCUACAACGCCCAGGGGGGGCUGAGGAAGAGGAGGAAGGGACCCAGCCCUCAGCAGAAGCCUCUGGCCAACAAGCCCCAGGACCUGCAGGUGCGCGUGCGGGUCAUCGAGGGGCGACAGCUGCCGGGCAUCAACAUCAAACCUGUGGUGAAGGUGACGGUCUCCGGGCAGACGAAGAGGACUCGCAUCAGAAGUGGAAACAACCCCGUGUUUGAUGAGACGUUCUUCCUGAACUUCUUUGAGACUCCAUCAGACCUGUUUGACGAACCCAUCUUCAUCACCGUGUGCGACUCUCGCUCUCUCCGGACUGACGCUGUGAUCGGUGAAUUCAAGUUGGAUGUCGGCACCGUCUACAAUGAGCACAGACACUGCUUCCUGAGGAAGUGGCUGCUGCUGUGCGACCCUGACGACCUCUCCGCGGGGGUCAAAGGUUACCUGAAGGUCAGCCUGCUCGUCCUGGCCGCCGGAGACGAGCCCCCGGCUGAUAAACGUGAGUGUGUGGAGGACAAAGAGGACAUCGAGGGAAACCUGCUGCGGCCGGCGGGUCUGUCCCUGAGAGGAGCCGCCUUCACCCUGAGGAUCUUCAGGGCCGAGGAUCUGCCGCAGAUGGACGACGCCUUCAUGGACGGGAUGAAGCACAUCCUCGGGUUCGACAGCAACAGGAAGAACCUGGUGGACCCUCUGGUGGAGAUCAGCUUCGCCGGCAAAACCAUCUGCACGAAGAUUCUGGAGAAGAACGCCAACCCUCAGUGGAACCAGAGUCUGGCCAUGCCCAUCAGGUUUCCCUCCAUGUGCGAGAAGAUGAGGAUCAGGAUUCUGGACUGGGACAGAGCCAGUCACAACGAUGUCAUCGGCACCACCCACCUCUGCAUGUCUAAGAUCUCCGCCCCCGGAGGAGAGAUAGAUGAUGACUUGACUCCACGGACCGUCCAGCCUGGCAUCGACGACAGUCUGGGUUUCCUGCCCACGUUCGGCCCGUGUUUCGUGAACCUGUACGGCAGCGCCCGCGAGUUCAGCGCCUUCAACGACCCGCACGAGAGCCUGAACCUCGGAAAAGGGGAGGGUGUAGCGUACCGAGGACGAGUUCUAGUUGAACUCACCACGAAGCUGGCGGACAAACCGGAGCAGAGAACUGAAGACAUCCCAUCAGACGACCUGCUGGUGGUGGAGAAGUUUCUCCGGAAGAGGAAGUUCUCUCUCUUCGUGGCGUUCUACUCGGCGACGCUCCUCCAGGACGUGGACGACGCCGUCCAGUUCGAGGUCAGCAUCGGAAACUACGGGAACAAGUUCGACUACACCUGCCUCCCCCUGGCCUCCACCACCCAGUUCAGCAGGGCCGUGUUCGAUGGUUGUCACUACUACUACCUCCCGUGGGGAAACGUGAAGCCGGUGGUGGUGGUGUCUUCAGAGUGGGAGGACAUCAAACCGAGGAUCGAGGCUCUCAACAUGUUGCUGAGCAUCAUCGACAGACUGGAGGCCAGCCUGCAGCAGGUGCAGCUGGGGGUGAAGACAGGAAGUGACCUGGAGGAUCUGGAGCAGCGAGUGGUGGAGCUGCUGGAUCAGGUGAUCACCGACUGCAGUGAGGAGCUGCCCUCUCUCGCCCACUGGCAGUGCACGACUCCACUGGACCGCUCUCUGAGACACAUCCGCUCGCUGCACCUUCAGAACAUCGUCUCGGCCGCGCUCGCCCUCAAACACGGGCCGGCCACCGACCUGUCCACGGUGCUGGAGCAGGCGGAGGACUGGGCCAGCCGGCUGAGGACCAUGGCCGAGGAGCCUCAGAACAGCCUCCCGGACAUCGUGAUCUGGAUGCUGCAGGGCGACCGCAGGGUGGCCUACCACCGACUCCCGGCUCACACCGUCAUCUUCUCCCAGGAGCACUGUGGCAAACACUGUGGACAGCUGCAGACUGUCUUCCUCAAGUACCCGCAGGGCAGCGGUGCAGAGGCCAAACUUCCCGGUCAGCUGAGGGUCAAGCUCUGGUUCGGUUUGGCUGCAGACGUCAAACAUUUCAACCAGUUCGCCGAAGGGAAACUGUCGGUGUUCGCCGAAACGUAUGAGAACCAGACUCGGCUCGCCCUGGUGGGCAGCUGGGGAACUACAGGCCUGACCUACCCCAAGUUCAGUGACGUCACAGGACGAGUGAAGCUGCCGAAGGAGAGUUUCAAACCGUCGCCCGGCUGGGCCUGGGCCGGGGACUGGUACAUCAGCCCCGAGAAGACUCUGCUGUUUGAGGCGGACGCCGGUCACAUGACCUUCUCAGAGGAAGUGUUUGAAAACCAGAUGAGGUUACCAGGCGGGCAGUGGAUCGGCAUGCCGGAGGGAUACACCGACGUGAACGGAGAGAAGGCGGUGCCGAAGGAUGACGUGGAGUGUCCUCCGGGUUGGGCGUGGGAGGAGGUGGAGUGGAGUGAGGAUCUCAACAGAGCCGUAGACGAUCAAGGCUGGGAGUACGGUAUCCCCAUCCCUCCAGACCGCCGCCCCAAGUCGUGGGUGCCGGCGGAGAAGAUGUACCACACCAACCGACGCAGGCGCUGGGUUCGGAUGAGACGGAGAGACCAACAGAAGAUGGACGCUCUCAGAAAGCAGCGUCCGGACGAGUUGGACCGCGAGCUGUGGGAGUACGCGUCUCUGUUCGGGUGGAGGUUCCACCUGAAGCCCAGGAAGACGGACAGCUUCAGGCGCCGCAGGUGGAGGUGUCGCAUGGAGCCUCUGGAGAAGACGGGCCCGGCAGCCAUCUUUGCUCUGGAGUGUUCCCUGAGCAGCAUAGAGGACAAGAGUGAAGACAAGUCCAUCACGACCACGUUCGGAGUCAACAGACCCACCAUCUCCUGUUUCUUUGACAGUGGCAGCCGCUAUCACCUGCGUUGUUACCUGUACCAGGCCAGAGACCUGCUGGCCAUGGACAAGGACAGUUUCUCAGACGCGUACGCCAUCGUGUCCUACCUGCACCAGUCCCAGAGGACGGUGACCGUGAGGAACACCUUGAAUCCCGUCUGGGACCAGACGCUCAUCUUCUACGAGCUGGAGAUCUUUGGUGACCCCGACGCCAUGAUGGCCAACCCCCCCGAUGUUGUGGUGGAGCUUUACGAUCAGGAUACAUACGGUGCGGAUGAGUUCAUGGGCCGCUGCCUGUGCCAGCCCAGCGUGACUCCCUCCCCACGUCUCACCUGGUUCCCAGUUCACCAUGGGGGCAAGAGCGCCGGCGAGCUGCUGGCCGCCUUCGAGCUCAUACGCAGGGAAAAGCCAUCGGUUCAUCAUAUUCCAGGUCAAGAGGGUGGAGACAUCACAACGUCCACGCAUGUUCUAGACGAGUUGAUGUUCUCAGGAUUCCUCACUGAAAACCUGCAGCAAUGGCCGGAGGAGUCGGACCUUCCCUACCUGCCUCCACUGAGAGAGCCCAACGUCUUCAUGGUUCCUCAGGGGAUCAAACCUGUUCUGCAGAGAACCGCCAUUGAGAUCUUAGCGUGGGGCGUUCGGAACCUGAAGAGCUUCCAGUUGGCCAGCGUUACCUCCCCGAGCCUGCAGGUGGAGUGCGGAGGCACCAUGGUCCAGAGCUGCGUCAUCCGCAGUGUGAAGAAGAAGCCCAACUUUGACGUCAACAGGCUCAUCCUUGAUGUGAGACUUCCAUGCGAGGAGCUCUACAUGCCGCCCAUCAUCAUCAAGGUCAUCGACAACCGUCAGUUCGGCAGGAAGCCGGUGGUCGGCCAGUGCACCAUCUGGUCGCUGGAGGAGUUCCGGUGCGACCCGGAGGAGGAACGAGCAGCGGUGGAGGAGGAGGAGGGCGAGCAGGACGGGUGGAGACGUGAGACGCCUCAUUCCAUCUCUGGGGAGGUUUUUGUUGACAUCGAUGAUGAGGAGCCACUGGUGCCGGACCAGGGGGAGGAGUUCAUGGACUGGUGGAGCAAGUUCUACGCCUCGACCGGAGAGAAGAACAAGUGCGGGACGUAUCUGGAGAAAGGCUUCGACACGCUGAAGGUGUUUGAGCGGGAGCUGGAGAAGGUCGAGGAGUUCGGGGGGUUGUCUGAUUUCUGUCAGACGUUCAAGUUGUUCAGAGGAAAGACUCAGGACGAAGGAGAAGAUCCGUCGGUGGUCGGGGAGUUCAAGGGCAUGUUUAAGAUCUACCCUCUGCCAGACGACCCCUCGGCCUCCGCUCCACCCAGACAGUUCAGGAAACUCCCUCCUAACGGCCUCGAGGAGUGUUUGGUCCGGGUCUACGUCAUCGAGGCCCAGGGGCUGCAGCCCAAAGACACCAACGGGAAGUGUGACCCGUAUGUGAAGAUAACUCUGGGGAAACAGACCGUCAACGACCAUGAGAACUACAUCCCCUGCACCCUGGACCCGGUGUUUGGAAAGAUGUUUGAGCUCCCGUGCUCCCUCCCCGUGGACAAGGACCUGCGGGUGAUGAUCUACGACCACGACAUGCUGACCAAGGACGAGAAGAUCGGGGAGACGGUGAUCGACCUGGAGAACCGCUUCCUGUCCCGGCACGGAGCGCUGUGCGGCCUGCCGCGCUCCUACUGCCUGUCGGGGGUGAACCAGUGGAGAGAUCAGCUGACCCCCCGACAGCUGCUGGGUCGAGCGUGUGAGAGACGGAACCUCCGCAGACCGGUUUACCAGGACGACUGUGUCCUCUUCAGAGGAGCCAGAUACACAGCCGCAGACCUCGACGACAACAAUGUGUGUAAGCGUCACCUCGGUCCACUGAAGGAGCGUCUGUCGCUCCACAUCCUGAGGAAACUGGGGCUGGUCCCUGAACAUGUGGAGACCCGGCCUCUGUACAGCCCGCUGCAGCCCGACAUAGAGCAGGGCCGCCUGAUGAUGUGGGUGGACCUGUUCCCCAAGUCCCUGGGCCCCCCCGGACCCCCGUUCAACAUCACGCCACGCAAGGCUAAGAAGUUCUUCCUGCGCUGCGUCAUCUGGAACACCAGUGACGUCAUCCUGGAUGAUGUCAGCAUCAGCGGCGAGAGGAUGAGCGACAUCUACGUGAAAGGGUGGCUGGACGGUCACGAACACAUGAAGCAGAAGACAGACGUCCACUACCGCUCCCUGGGCGGAGAGGGGAACUUCAACUACAGGUUCCUGUUUCCCUUCCACUACCUCCCAGCCGAGCAGCUGUGUGUGGUGGACAGGAAGGAACAUUUCUGGAGCGUCGAUAAAGCCGAAACCAAACUGGCUCCGAAACUCACCGUCCAGAUCUGGGACAACGACAAGUUCUCCUUCGACGACUACCUCGGUCACCUGGUGUUCGAUCUGAACCACAUGCUGCGUCCGGCCAAGUCUCCGGAGAAGUGCGACCUGCAGCUGCUGCAGCAGUCGGGGGGGCGGCUGGUGUCGCUGUUCGAGCAGAAGACCGUGAGAGGCUGGUGGCCGUGCACCUGCGAGAAGAACGGGGAGAAGAUCAUCGCUGGGAAGGUGGAGAUGUCUCUGGAGAUCGUGACGGAGCAGGAGCAGGAGGAGAGACCGGCCGGCCACGGCAGAGACGAACCCAACAUGAACCCACACCUGGAGGAGCCUCAGCGUCCUGACACCUCCUUCCUGUGGUUCUCCUCCCCGUUUAAGACGCUCAAGUUCAUCCUGUGGAGACGCUUCAAGUGGUUCAUCCUGCUCUUCAUCAUCCUCUUCCUCAUCUUCCUCUUCUUGGCCGUCUUCCUCUACGCCUUCCCGAACUACGCUGCGAUGAAGAUGGUGGGACCGUUCGGACCGAGCAAAGCUGCUGAGUGAGGACAGAGAGACGAGCGACCUUCUGGAAGUUUCAUGUUCUCCUCCGUUCUUCUGUUCCUUCUUCCCAAAGUUGAGAAAUGAAAACUGCAGCGAUGAACUGAUGAACUCGCUCUGACCUGAUUAGAAACACUGCGAUUCCCCAAUCUGACGAGUGUGUGUGUGUGUGUGUGUGUGUGUGUGUUUGUGUGUGUGUGUUUGUGUGUUUGUGUGUGUGUGUUUGUGGGUUUCACUGUCUCUGCGUCGCUGCACUUCCAUCAGAUCUCAGCAUGUGUCGCCGGCGCCCUCAGCUCUCGUCCUCGUCCUCCCUCCGCCGCCGCUUUCAUCUCUCGCUCCGUCUCAUCUGCGCUCAUGCAGAGAAAAAGGGGAAUAAAAAGCCUCCUCCCAAAAAAAAGAGGAAACAGAAUCAAAGAUUGAGAUGUUGACGCUUGAUCUUCUCACCCCCCCGCUGUGUCCCGGGCGAGAGGCGAGGUCAGAGCAGGCGGCGACUCCUCAUCUUCAGAGUCUGGAACUUUAUCGCUCUAAACUCAAUUUGAAGAAAAAUAAUAUUUCACCAAUUCCUCUCUGAAUCGUCUCUGUCCACAUCCUCCUCCUCCAUCUCCCUCCUCUCCUUCAUCCUCCUUUUCUGCUCCUCUUCUUCUUCUCUCUCCUCCUCCUCCAUCUCAUCUCCUUCUUUUUUCUCUCUUCUUCCUCCUCCACCUUAUUUCCUCCUCCCACUCCAUUUUUGCAUCCUUCUAUUUCCGUCUCCUCCUCUUAUUCAUCCUCCUCAGCUUUCUUCAUCAGCCCAUUCUCUUCAUCCUCCCUCUCACAUCUUCCUCCUCCUCUUCUCUCCUUCUCUUAAGUUAUCUUGUUAUUCCUGCUCUUCCCCAUCCAUCCUCUCUUCUCCUCCACCAUCUCAUUCUGUUCCCCUUCUUCUUUCUCUUUUACUUCUACCUCCUCUUCUCUGGCCUCUGUCUCCUCCGUCAUUUUCUUCUCUUGCUCCUCUUUUUCUUCUUCUCUUCUACUUCUUAGUCCUCCUGCUUCAUGUAGGUUUGCUCCUGCUCUUCUCUGUCCACCCUCUCCACCUCCUCUUCUCCAUCCUCCCUCUUCCUCCUCCUCUUCUAGUCUUUCUUCACUCUCAAGGCUCAGCAGGUUAAGUUGUGGAUUUGUUCUUAAUGAUCUCGGGGUUUGAGUCAGACACACACACACACACACACACACACACACACACACAGAACAGGGAAUACUAAUCCAUUUGUAAUCUAAGUGAUUUCCUGAUGUCCAAGUUCAUUUGUGUGUUUGUGUGUGUGUGUGUUUGUGUGUGUGUGUGUCUGUGUGUCUGUGUGUGUGUCUUCUGAUUCCUUGAUCACCCACACUGACUUAGCAAGCAAAGCGAAACAUGGACAGAAACCCUGAAAAGAGCUGUAAUUAAAAAGACAUGAAGACGAGGAUGGAAAGAAAUAUUCUUCUCAGUCGUUUCCAUUAAGAAUUAUUAUCUUUUUUUUUUCUAACUUCAUCGACUGUGGUCCUGACCAGAGUGGAAAAUCUGACUCUGUCCCAUUUGGUCCAUUUUUUCGGUUUGUGUCGGCCAAUUACGAGCCAGCCAGGCCCCGUAAACAAGAAGUCACAUGACCCCCCCCCCCCCCCCACGCAGCUCGUUAACCGGCCUCCAGCCGCUCGGCUAAUUUCACCUCCCUGGAAUUCUACGAUCCAUUUGCGACACAUUAAAAAACACAAAUCUGAAUCCGAGCAGUCGUUUAGUUCAAUGAAGUGCUUUUGUUUUAAGGGAUGUAGAGGACUGAGACACAGUGAUAACUUUCAUCAUAUAGCUCGUGCUAAUCGUUAUUGUUGUGCUCCGAUAAAUUCUGUAAAUAUAUCAAAAGAAAAUAUGAGCAAAUCAUGAAAAGAAAGAAAAUUGUCCGAAAGCAACAGACACCUCACGUCAAGAAGAGGAGAAGAAUCCAUUUGUUUUGAAUUAACUCAGGAUUUUUACUUUAUUUGUCUCAUAGCUUUGUUCACGUGAGAGCUGUAAACAGACAAUCGUGUCAGUGGCAGUGAUAAUUGCUGUUAUAUUAUAUAUAUUUAUAUAUUCUUUGCCACAGAGCCUCAAGAUGCCUUCACGCUGCACUGCCUGUGCACAUCGUAUUUCUUGUUCUCGUAAAUGCGACGUACCUUUAGCUCCUAGCCUUUAGCUCUUAGCCUUUAGCUCUUAGCCUUUAGCUCUUAGCCUUUAGCUCGCCGUCUGGACGUACAGUGACGCUAACUCAUACAUGAGCUUGAAUUCAAACUAAUACGAAGAUGAAACAACCAAAAUACGCUGUUGCCUGAAAACGUUUAGUGCGUUAGCUUUUUGAAACUAGCCACACGCCAACUCAGCGAUGUUGACGGCCUGGGAGACACAGACUGAAUGUAUAUUCUAGACGUUACGUAUUUGACUUGUCUACAAGGAGCAAUACUGUGUGCACUGCAGAAAAUCACUCCAACCAAUUAAACUGCAUUUUUGAUCA